AUGUCUGGCUUUGAGAAUCUAAGCGAGCGUGAUCGCGCUGUUCUUAGAAGUAUCUUUGAUCCCACGGCGACUAUUGGUGAUGUUGUUGAUGAUGGUGAUCAUUUCCUGGAUGAUGAAGAUUCCGAAGUCAAUACGGAGGCAAAAUCGUUGUGCGUCAAAGGCGUUCAAUUAGCUGAAGCCGGGAAGUUAGAAGAGGCCUUGGAAUUACUGAACAGGAGUAUAGACAUCGCUCCUGAACGUGCACCUAGCUACAACGACAGAGCACAAUUAUACAGGCUGUUAAAAAGAGAUGAUGUUGACACAAGGUAA
This is a messenger RNA of Danaus chrysippus (African queen), 309 nucleotides long. Lineage: Eukaryota; Metazoa; Arthropoda; Insecta; Lepidoptera; Nymphalidae. The record is from the annotation of a GenBank genome assembly.